Molecule: messenger RNA, 1855 nt
Organism: Asterias rubens (European starfish)
Lineage: Eukaryota; Metazoa; Echinodermata; Asteroidea; Forcipulatida; Asteriidae
Product: cytoplasmic tRNA 2-thiolation protein 2-A-like
Exons: 14
Coding region: 127-1590 (487 amino acids)
Biological process (GO): tRNA wobble position uridine thiolation
Cellular component (GO): cytosol
Molecular function (GO): sulfurtransferase activity; tRNA binding
Source: RefSeq, a predicted model, not a curated record
CAUUGCAUAAUUGAAUGGCAAUUCAAUAGUGUUUCGUCCUUCUUGUCCUAAUCUAAAUCCAGUUAAUUAGCAAAAUAUUGUUUCUUUUACUUUGUUUGUCUUUCUUUCUUCGUGAGCCGUUGGAUCAUGUGUCAAGUAGAUGAUGGGAAUUUUCCAGUGCUGGAAAAGAAGUCAGUGAUUGGACCUAAUGCAAGAGACUGCAUGAAGUGUGGGGAGAAGGCUGUGGUCAUUGCACGAAUCAAGGAUGCUUUCUGCAGGUCCUGUUUCCUCACAUACUUCACUCACAGAUUCAGAGCAACAUUUGGCAAGGCUAGGUUGGUAAGGGAUGGAGAAAAGGUAUUGUUUGCUUUCUCUGGUGGGCAAUGUUCAAGUGCAAUGGUGAACCUUGUAAAAAGGGGUCUGGAUCAAAGCACUCACAAGAAACUUAGAUUUAUCCCUGGGCUUAUCUACAUUGACGAGGGUGUGGUCACUGGCCAGUCUAAGGAAGAGCGAAGCACUACCUGCAAAAGAGUAUCCGACAUGAUGAAAGAGACUGGUUUCCCAUGGUGCAUUGCUACCUUGGAAGAGUCGCUAGACGUUCCUCCAAAGACAUCGCCAUCUCAUCCCGAGGGCGAUAACACCGGCAAGGAGGGUGACAGUUUCCAUAGUAAUCAAACACUGACAACAGAUGAGCUUUCUGGGAAGCUGGAUGAGAUAAGUCUAGAUACCAGACGGACGCAAGAAUGUAAAGACUUGCUGGAAUCUAUGACCUCUCUCACAUCCAAAGAGGAUCUCGUCAGGAACUUGAGGAUCCGUCUACUGAUGCACAAGGCUCAUCAGAUGGGAUAUCACAAGAUAGCUGUCGGCGACAGCGGGACCAGGCUGUCGUCAGGUAUUCUUACCGACCUCGCCAAGGGAAGAGGGGCAGCUAUACCCCUUGGUAUGGCCUUUGCUGAUGACCGGUGCGGGGACGUCACGUUGGUCAGACCCAUGAGGGAGUUCACAACCAAGGAGAUUGUGAUGCAUAAUUCCUUUUUCAAUGUGGACUCCUUAUUUCUGCCGACUCUUUCAACGAAGGCCGGAGAGUAUGCCAGCAUCGACACACUCACGGAGUCCUUCGUCAACAAUCUACAGACUAAUUUCCCUUCAACUGUUAGCACCGUGUUCAGAACUGGGGAGAAAAUGUGUGCUGCUGAAACGAGUAACUCUGAGCCAGACCAAUGCUGUAGCAUGUGUAUGUCGGUAUUAGACACAGCCGUGGGAAAGUCCUCAGCACUCAGUGCAACCAGAUUUUCCUUACGGAUGUCAAGAGAAGGAUCAGUUGGUAAGAGUCGAUGUGGAGCAGAUGAGACAGACGAUGCAACCUGCAGUGAGUCAUCUUCAAGUCAGUGUUGUGGACAGGGGGAUGGAAGUUGUCACAGCAACACAAAGAAAGGUGUAUCUUUUGAGAGCCUCGGUAGAACUUUAUGCUACGGAUGCCAAGUCACAGUAAGGGACAUGAAAGAUGUUAGCUUACUCCCUAGUCAUGUUAUAGACGAAGCAGAAAAACUUGAUAGAAGAUCCAGAAUGCGCGAUGAAAUCAGUGACUUCUUGCUGGGUGAAGAGAGUUGAUAAAUGUAUACCAGCCAACCAUCUCAGAGGGCCAACGAGGGGUUGACAACUUUAAAAAUUUGAGAAACCUGAAAAUCGGUUGAACCCUUUAAAUUUGCCAUGCCAAGCUUUAGUAUGGUCAUCCAUCUCUUCCUUUUAACGUUUGUGCCAAUUUGUGAAUUCCAUGUUUUACUUUGCAAACUACUUUGUUAAAAAUCUUCUGUAUGGUCCUUGACUCAAAAGUGCCUCAAAUCUAAAAUGGUUAAAAUUCGGGGGGGGGGAUUAA